Daldinia decipiens is the source of this 903-nucleotide messenger RNA. RefSeq names its product putative 40S ribosomal protein S24. NCBI's taxonomy places the organism in Eukaryota, Fungi, Ascomycota, Sordariomycetes, Xylariales, Hypoxylaceae. The record is from RefSeq and is a predicted model, not a curated record. Gene Ontology annotation, cellular component: ribosome. Gene Ontology annotation, molecular function: structural constituent of ribosome. The transcript is spliced from 3 exons. Bases 248 to 658 code for a protein of 136 amino acids. Gene Ontology annotation, biological process: translation.
AAAGCAGAAAGCAGAAAGCGCGGGUCGGGAAUAUAUUCGGACCGGGUCUUAGCCCCAAUCACACACAAUCAACAAUCCAACAAUCCAACAAUCCACCCACUUUCGGCUAACGAAUUUUUGUGAAGGCCUUUCCACCCUGCACACCUCAAUUUGAAUACUAAUCCAGUAGCAACAUCAACGCCAACCUUCCCCUUUGGACAGAUCGUUUCUUUGACUCUUCCCUUCGAUCUGUCAUUAGAUCGUGAAGAUGGCUGACUCCGAGACCCCCGUCACGUUGCGAACUCGCAAGUUCAUCCGCAACCCUCUCCUCGGUCGCAAGCAGAUGGUCGUUGACAUCCUGCACCCCGGCCGAGCCAACAUCUCCAAGGACCAGCUCCGAGACAAGCUAUCCACCAUGUAUAAGGCACAGAAGGACCAGAUCUCCGUCUUUGGUCUGCGAACACAAUUCGGUGGCGGAAAGACCACUGGAUUCGCUCUAGUCUACGAUUCCCCCGAGGCUAUGAAGAAGUUUGAGCCCCAGUACCGGCUGGUUCGUGUCGGCCUGGCCACUAAGGCUGAGAGAGCGUCAAGACAGCAACGCAAGCAACGCAAGAACCGACAGAAGACCCUACGGGGUACCGCCAAGGUCAAGGGCGCCAAGGCGAAGAAGGAGAAAUAGACGAUGGGCUUCUAGGUGUUCUGGUCUGGUCUUUGCGGGGUGGGAUUUGGCUCGGCUUCGGCACUGGCUCUGUGCAUUAUACGCGAAAAUGCAUCUCUGCAUCCUACAUACUAGUUCUCGACGCGGUACUAGUGAACUUUCCUCGAGGCGUGACGGAAUGAAUUUGAUGAUUUCCCCCACGAUAGCAUAAAUCAAGGAGUUGUCAUGGCAAUACCCCCGUUUCUAGCUCAUGUUUCUUGUUCAUA